Nematostella vectensis (starlet sea anemone) is the source of this 681-nucleotide messenger RNA. RefSeq names its product pre-rRNA-processing protein TSR2 homolog. The record is from RefSeq and is a predicted model, not a curated record. NCBI's taxonomy places the organism in Eukaryota, Metazoa, Cnidaria, Anthozoa, Actiniaria, Edwardsiidae. Bases 32 to 649 code for a protein of 205 amino acids. Gene Ontology annotation, biological process: maturation of SSU-rRNA from tricistronic rRNA transcript (SSU-rRNA, 5.8S rRNA, LSU-rRNA). The transcript is spliced from 5 exons. Gene Ontology annotation, cellular component: nucleus.
CGGUCCUACUUCAAAAGUUGCGCAAUUCAAGAUGGCGACUGGUUGUUUGAAUGUGUUGGAUCGAAGCGUUCGACUUGUGUUGAAUAAUUGGACGGUUCUUCAAUUAGCGGUAGAGCAGGGCUUCGGGGGAAUCGACAGCAGGGAGAAAGCAAGAUGGCUAGAGGAUGUUGUAUUACACGUUCUCGACGAGAAUGAUGUACUUGAUUAUACAGAACUAGAAGAUUACAUUGGAGAUAUACUUUACAAUGAAUUUCACACCCUUGCUGAAGAUGGAAGCCUGACUAAGGUAUCCCAAAAGUUAAUUAUGUUUCAAAAACUCUGGAAAGAGGGAAAUAUUGAGGUUAUGGAGAAAGAGAUAUGUGCUACCAAGCCAACAAAACUGUCAAAUUAUGUGAAGCAGAAGGCAGACCACAGUUUUGAUGGCACCAAAGACCAGGAUUCACAAACUACUGCAGUUAGUGAACAGAUGGAGGGACUACAGAUAGCUCCUUCAUCAGCCUGCAGUAACUGUCAAUCAAAUCAACAGAUAGAUGAGAGAGAACCAUCAACUAGAUCUGAUAGUGAGAUGGCCUCAAGCUCUACAAAGACUGAUAAACAACAAGAGGAAGAUGGCUGGGAGGUUGUUAGGCGAUCAAAAAAGAAGCAUUAAUUCUGAAAAUAAAUUUUACAUUAUGCAUGCCA